AUGGAGGAUGGGCUGCCCAUGGACAGCGGCGCUUCCGCUUCAAAAGCAAAGACACCCCUGGACAACAUCCAGGAGAAGGUCUCGGUCAUUGUGGACAACGUGUGGCAGUACGUGCACAUCGCGGCCGCGGCCUUUUUGUUCUACGAGGACCGGCUCCUGUGCCUCUACUCCCUGCUAGGCUUCGCCAGCCUUUGCGGGGGCGUAGUGGUGGCCUCGUCCUCCGGCGUGGUGCCUACCAUGGGCGAGGAGCUGUGGAGGAUCGCGAUCCCGGCUUCCGCCAUUCUGUCUGUGACCACAUCUUUGGGCUGCCGGGUGGCUGGGUGGAUCUCCACCAAAGCCACGGUGGUGUUCUGCCUACUGCUGCCUUUGGCGGUGAUGGGCCUCACCACGGUGACCUUAAAGAACGACAAGACGGCGGCAAUGAGCUGGCCGGCCGCGAGAUUGCCGCUCUUCUACGCCGGAGACGGCGGCGUAUCACCCUCUGGCCGCGCCCAGAAGCCGGCCACGCGGCGGUUGCAGGUGAAGAGGAUGCUGUGGCCGUGCGAGGAGCUGAAGUCCCCCAGUCCGGAGCUGCUCCGGGUGUCCAGCCCCCAGCGCCUGCGCCAGGUGUUUCCAGCGCCAAGGCCUGUGGGCUACGCGACGGGUCCGACGUCGCCCUCCUGGUCCUGCUGCUCCUGCGAGGCCACGCGCUUGGGAGCCUCCAGGGCCCGCUCAAGGGAGCAGGAGGUGUCGGCCUCGCCCUCGCCCAGCUGGCGGUCCAGGUCCGCUUUGGAGGAGAGGCAUGACGAGGCACCCGCGGCUUCAUCCCCCAGCCGGCAGAUGCCCGAGCCCUGCACGUGUUGCCUGGCGCCGGAGGAGUGCCGCUGGGAGUCAAUGCCGCCUCUGGCGAGUGCAAAGACCUUGGGAUUGGCUGGGGAUGUGGAGCAGGUGAUCAGAGCCCCGCCCGGCGAGCUGGCGACCUCCCUGGUGAACGUCUUCGGAUCCGCGGGGGUCAAGGCCAUCUUUGGUCGGAGUGCGGAGGGCGCCCGCAGGCUGCAGUGCAGCGGUUUCAACCAUGUCUUCAUGAUCGAGCUGGGUGGCAAGUUGGCCAAGUGCAUCAGGCCUCAUGGGGGCGCGGGCGGGAACUUCAGCGAGGUGCUGGAGGCCCAAAGGCUGCGGAAGGUCUUCCCCACCAUGCCCCAGGACCCCCAAGUGCUCUUCCCGGACAAGGCCUUCUUGUGCAAGGACCGCACGGGCCUGCUCGUUUGCGAGGUGCUGGUCUUCGAGUACCUCUCCAACUGCCAAUCUGUGGCGGACCUGUGGCGAUCCUUUGAGCGCACACACCCCUGCGGCGUCCGACGAUGCGCGGCAGCCUGCGCAGAGCACCGCGCAGAUGAGCGCGAUGAGGUCCAGUGCGAGCACGCCCGCGCGCUGCGGGCGCUGGUGCGGCAGGCCGCACAGCUCGCGAGGCGCUUUCAAGAAACCCACGGGCGGCGGCACGGCGACCUGAAGGCCGACAACGUGCUGGUGGACCGGCGGGGGCGGUUGCGCGUCUCCGACUUCUUGAGCCCUUUCUGCGUCGCUUGCGACAGGGAGGAGUUUUGCUCCUCCAUCCGCAGUGGGCAUCCUCUUUCGCAGGAGAGCUGCAGAAGGCCUUCGAGGAGGAGUGGCACAACAGCGUGUCCCAGGAGAGCCCGCGGCGCGUCGCCUGGCUGGCGGAGGAGAUGUCCCGACUUUCGGAGGCUUCCAGCCAGUCCUUGUUCGGGCCCAUGCCUGACCUGCUGCAGAGCGUCCCGGGCUUUCGGCCCCCGACAUGCCCAGGCCCGGACCUCUCCCCGAGCGACGUGGGCGACGCGCGCGACGCGCUCUCGGCGUCCGCCGGGGCUGUGGCGGCCGGCACGCCGCAGUCGUCCCCCAGUGGGCACUUCUCUUUCUUCAAGUCCAGCAGAAGCUCCCUGGGAGCGCCGAAGGCCACGCCGGCCUGGGGCCGUGCUGGGACGGCUCCAGCCCUGCCUGGCAGCCAGUCAUUUCAGCUCACGGAGCCCAACCUCUUGA
Molecule: messenger RNA, 2034 nt
Organism: Effrenium voratum
Lineage: Eukaryota; Dinophyceae; Suessiales; Symbiodiniaceae
Source: the annotation of a GenBank genome assembly